CAACUCGCAAUCACGAUGGCGCCACGUUAUCUUUACCCCUCCCCUUACCGAACUGUCAAAUCGAGGAACGUUGUUUGUAUACGAAAUUUUUAUCAGUUUUCAGCCUCAAGUAUAAUCCGGGGACUUCGAACAAGUGAAUAAGAUCAGAAUGAAUCGUACAAUGGAUGAAAAAGAAGAAUUGGUCAAAAAGUCUUUAUUUAGUUUUGUGAGGAAAGAGGUACCCACUGCCCAAUUAAGUUUAAUAGAUGAUAUUGUUUUGAGUUAUGUGGUAAGUAUGGUAGAAGAAAGUGCACUUGAGGAAGAUUUGGAUGUUGAUGGAUUAUGUGAAAUGGUUUCUGCUUGCCUUCCUGAGUUUUCUACCAUUGAAAAAGAAGCAGUAUCUAAAUGGUUGUUAGAUAUUGAAAGCAAAUUACGGCAAGAAACUAAAGAAAAUGAAAAUUGUCAACCUCAGGAUCCUUUGAGUCAUAUUAGUUUAACAGCUUUGUUACCUCCUGGUACACAAAGAAUGAGAGUUCAUCAUCUUUCAGAAACAAGUGAUGCUGGAAGUGAUUCUAGUGGAGAAUAUUUUUCAGAAGAAUCAUCUUGGCAUCAAGUAGCACUUCUGCAAGAAAUGUUUCCAGCUGCAAGUCCAGCAGAAGCUAGACAUUGCUUAGCAGUUGCAGGUGGUGAUAUAGCAAAAGCAGCACAGCUUGCACUUCAUAGACAAGAAGCAGGACAAAGUCUUGUUAGUAAUCUUACUUUUCUAACACCAAAUGGUCGUAACAAGGCCAGAGUAAAUGACGAGGAAUUGAAAUCACGUAUCAUCGCACGAUAUAGUUACGUUGAUAGAGAUGAUGAUUCACGUGAGCAUCGUCCAGUCGCCCCGAAAACGGAACCAAAAAAAUUAGUACGUUAUUUAGAUAACAAGAUUGUAAGUGUGAAAGGUGAACGUUAUACUGAAGUAAGAAGAGGUGGUGAAGAGGAAGAUGGGAAUGAAGGUGGUAGAAAAAGAGGUCAUUGCCGACCGUAACCAGUCCCUUUGCCUCCACCCCCCGAUCCACCCCCUUGGAGGCAUCUAAUUUCAAAUUAAAGCUUUCACUUACAUUCUCUUGUAUUGCUUAAAAAA
Apis mellifera (honey bee) is the source of this 1105-nucleotide messenger RNA. Its product is annotated as CUE domain-containing protein 2. NCBI's taxonomy places the organism in Eukaryota, Metazoa, Arthropoda, Insecta, Hymenoptera, Apidae. The coding region runs from base 149 to 1009 and encodes 286 amino acids. The transcript has 5 exons. The record is from RefSeq and is a predicted model, not a curated record.